UCCUCCUUCAAAGAUUCAUCCAGCACUCUCCGACAGCUACUGCGGAAAAAGCGCUCCUUCCCUAUCUGAGCUUCGGAAAGAUUUCAUCUUCCUGAAAAGAAGUCUCAGGCUUUCCCAAAGGACUUGAGAGGCCUUCCCGUAACCAGCCACACCAAAUUCUGCUGCGAGAAGGUUCACCUUUUCAACUUCACGUUGGGAAAAUGACUUUCUCUUCAGCAUCUCAAUUUCCCCUAAAUUUUGGCAAGUGAAGAGACGUCAAUCUGGUGAUCCAGUAGGACAGAAGGCGGAGUCCCGCACUCCCCACUGUCAACUUUGAUUCCACGUGGGUUGCUUUGUGUAUGACUUAUUUCCCAAGAAGAGUCACGUUGGGGAGCCGCUCCACAGACUAGCCCUCGCGCGGGUCCUAGCGGGAGAGUGAGCUCCGCGCCUCCCUCGUUCAACGCCUGGCAUGAAGUCCUGCAAGCCUAGCAACUCGGCGGCGGGAGCGCGCGCCGCGGCCCCGUGCGCGGGUGGCGCCGAGUGCGCGGGCACGUGCUCCGGGGCCGGCCGGCUGGAGAGCGCGGCGCGCAGGCGCCUAGCGGCCAACGCGCGCGAGCGCCGCCGCAUGCAGGGGCUCAACACAGCCUUCGACCGGCUGCGCAGGGUGGUGCCCCAGUGGGGCCAGGAUAAAAAGCUGUCCAAGUACGAGACCCUGCAGAUGGCGCUGAGCUACAUCAUGGCUCUCACCCGCAUCCUGGCCGAGGCCGAGCGAUUCGGCUCGGAGCGGGACUGGGUCAAUCUCCACUGUGAGCACUUCGGCCGAGACCACUACCUUCCAUUCGCGGGCGCGAAGCUGCCGGGAGAGAGCGAGCCCUACGGCCAGAGGCUCUUCGGCUUCCCGCCCGAGCCCUUCCAGAUGGCCAGUUAGAGUGCGCGGCCCCGCCGGGGUGAGAUGCCCAGUGGUCGCGCUCUGGAGCCGCAGCCUUCCCCCAAGUAGCCGCAGGGGCUUUCGAUGGCCUACGAUGCAUUCUUAGAAUAAAAUUAGCGAACUUUCAGGUUACUUUUACUCGCAUCACCAGUCCUAUGGACGAAUGAUUUUUAUUGCCUUUCUUUUUUCAUCCUUAUCAGUAGGUGGUAGAUUUCAUUAAUGGAUGUUGUGAUGGUUUUGAUUGCUGUGAAAAUAAUGCCCCCUCUCCCCUUUCUGGACUACUUUGAGGGAAAACAAUCUUAAGAAAAAAUAGGAUUAGGCUAUACUGCAGUUUUAGUCCUCAGAGAAAUAAUCACUUUCUUAAACUUUGUAGGUUUGUCCUGUUCCGGUGAAGUUACAGUAUCCAUUACUUGUGUAUGCUUAAAACAGAGCUACCUUCUGUCGUGUAAAUGCAUUUAUGCUUAGUGCACUGUGUGUGCAUGCAUGAAGUAGUAAGACAUUUUUUUUGGUAGAGUACAUGGGCGUGAGUGCUCUGUAUUUUUUAAAAUUGUGUAUACAUUAUUAAAAUAUAGAUUUUGUAAAAUAUAAAUAAAAACGUGGGUCUGUUUUUCAUG
This is a messenger RNA of Ceratotherium simum simum (southern white rhinoceros), 1521 nucleotides long. RefSeq names its product atonal bHLH transcription factor 7 (gene ATOH7). Gene Ontology annotation, molecular function: DNA-binding transcription factor activity, RNA polymerase II-specific; protein dimerization activity; E-box binding. Gene Ontology annotation, cellular component: nucleus. The record is from RefSeq and is a predicted model, not a curated record. NCBI's taxonomy places the organism in Eukaryota, Metazoa, Chordata, Mammalia, Perissodactyla, Rhinocerotidae. Gene Ontology annotation, biological process: neural retina development; axon development; sensory organ development.